Molecule: messenger RNA, 1296 nt
Organism: Ostertagia ostertagi
Lineage: Eukaryota; Metazoa; Nematoda; Chromadorea; Rhabditida; Trichostrongylidae
Source: the annotation of a GenBank genome assembly
AUGGAAUCUCUUAUACCAGUCGUGAACAAAUUACAAGAUGUUUUUGCAACGUUAGGACGACGCGAAGAUCAAAUACAAUUACCCCAGAUCGUUGUUAUUGGUUCACAGAGUGCUGGAAAGAGCUCAGUAUUAGAAAAUCUUGUUGGUAGAGAUUUUUUACCACGAGGAACAGGGAUCGUAACAAGGAGGCCGCUUAUACUUCAUCUUUCCCAUGUUCCAGCUGAUGAUGAAUUUAGACGGAGAAAGCCCGACGGGUCAAUGAUCACAGAUGAUUGGGCAAUGUUUGAACACACUGGAAGUAAAAUCUUCACUGAUUUUUCUUUGGUUCGGAAAGAAAUAGAAACUGAAACUGACAGAGUGACUGGUACAAAUAAGGGUAUUUCUCCUAUCCCUAUUAUUCUCCGGAUUUACUCGAAAAACGUCGUCAACCUGUCACUAGUGGACUUACCUGGAAUUACAAAAGUUCCCGUUGGCGAUCAGCCGCCAAAUAUCGAGGAACAAAUACGUGAAAUGCUGGUUACUUAUAUUUCUAAUCCUUCAUCAAUUAUAUUGGCAGUAACUCCUGCAAAUCAAGAUUUUGCUACAUCUGAACCCAUCAAGAUGGCACGAGAAGUCGAUCCUGAAGGGCAACGAACACUAGCAGUUCUAACAAAACUGGAUCUCAUGGAUCAGGGAACAGACGCCAUGGAUGUUUUGAUGGGCAAAAUUGUGCCAGUGAAGCUAGGUAUCAUAGGCGUUGUGAAUCGCUCGCAGCAAGCAAUCAUAGACAAUAAACCAAUCGGGGAUGCCAUAAAGGACGAGCUCGCGUUUCUUCAUCGCAAGUAUCCGACUCUUGCCAGUAGGAACGGAACUCCUUAUUUAGCAAAAAAGCUCAAUCUUCUUCUUAUGCAUCACAUUCGAAACUGUUUACCGGCAUUAAAAGCGCGAGUAUCAAUCAUGCACGCUCAAUGUCAAGCAGAUCUUCUGGCAUUUGGAGAGCCAGUAGACGACAAAAGCCGAACUCUCCUUCAAAUAAUAACACGAUUCGCUACAGCAUAUACUUCUACAAUUGAAGGAACGUCACGAAAUAUUGAAACAACGGAGCUAUGUGGAGGCGCGCGUAUUUGUUUCAUCUUCCACGAAACCUUUGGGAAGUCUUUAGAAAGUGUCAAUCCACUCGAAAAUCUGACUCAGAUGGACAUAUUGACCGCAAUCAGGAAUGCUACGGGUCCUCGUCCAGCUCUUUUCGUACCAGAAGUGGCGUUUGAGCUGUUAUCAAAUCGUCAAAUUCGCGCGUUGGAAAGAAUCCUAGCUUGA